GAGCCCUCGUUUCUCACUGCCUCACUUCCACAGUCCUAUCUCAUUUCAGUUUCUCUCUCUUCCUCUCGCUCUCUCUUUCUUCACUGGCCUCUCAGUUUUCUCUUCAUCAUCGACAAUUCGAGAUCGCCAAGGUGACCGCCAAGGACUGGGUUAAGCUCACCGUCCAAAACCUUCAGGCCAAGGUCUCGGUGGUCCCCUCUACCGCCUCUUUGAGAUCUGCAUUUUGCUUAGAGCCGGAUCGGGACCGCAAAAUGUCAACUGCUUCAGAUUCGUUUUCUCUACCUUCUUCCUUCACACAUGUCUCAGCCGGAGCUUCCUCCUUUCCCUCCAGAUCCAGUUAUGAUUGGGGCCGCUAAGUUUGUGAAGGAGAUGGGGCUCAAUUAUCGAGCUGCACUUAGCAAUAUUACCAAUUUCAAAAGAGAGGCUUUUGGAAAGCAUGCUUCUCAUUUCUCACUUUCUCGGUCAAUAUUAGAAGACUCUCUCUUUCAGAGAAGACGCAAGUUGAUUGAAGGUUGGAUGGCCAAACCAAUAUGGAAGCAGGCUGACCCUCGAUUUGUAUGGAACAAAAAUCUUUUGGAUGAACUUAUCGAGUUCAAGGUAAUUUGGGAUGAAUAUGAAGUUGAAACCGGUAAUGGAAGAACUAUUAAAAGGAAAUCAAGAAGCACAAUCAUGUUUGAGGUAUGA
This is a messenger RNA of Rosa rugosa (rugosa rose), 684 nucleotides long. RefSeq lists its product as uncharacterized. The transcript has 6 exons. NCBI's taxonomy places the organism in Eukaryota, Viridiplantae, Streptophyta, Magnoliopsida, Rosales, Rosaceae. The record is from RefSeq and is a predicted model, not a curated record. Bases 298 to 684 code for a protein of 128 amino acids.